AUGGCCUUAGCUGGAACAGAUCUGUUUGUUAUUGGCCAAAUUGUUGGCAUCCUUGAGAAUGAAGCAUCCCUCAUCACCGGGGUUGGGGAUCAAGUUGAUGAGAUUAAGCUGGAGCUGAUUAGCAUGAGAUCCUUCUUGUAUGAUGCUGAGGGCAAGAGAACACGUUCACAUGGAGAGGAGACGUGGGUGGCAAGUGUAAGAGACUUGGCGUAUGAUGUUGAAGACAUUAUUGAUGAAUUCAUGUAUCAUAUGUAUGAGCAGAAAAUUGGAGGUCGAUUUUUGAGGUGGCUGUACAAAACCAUUAACAUUCCAAAGAAUCUCUGGUUUAGAUGUCAAAUUGCAAACAAGUUACAGAAAAUCACUACAAUGAUCAAGGCCAUUCCAGAGAGAAAUCAAAGAUAUGGUUUAGCUGUUAUAGAAGGGACAAACACUUCUUUUGAUAUGAGCAAAUGGGUGCAAAACCAAGCGAAUUCUUCUCUUUUCAUCAAGGAGGAAGAACUUGUUGGAAUUGAAGACAAAAAGCAAAUGUUAUUGGGAUGGUUGAUGGAUGAAAAACAGCAUCAAAUUGUUGUCUCCGUGGUUGGCAUGGGAGGAUCAGGAAAGACAACUCUAGUUGCCAAGACCUUCACCAAUGAAGUUGUCAAGAAACAUUUCGGCUGUUAUGCUUGGGUUACUGUCUCCCAAAGUUAUGUGAUUGAAGACUUACUUAAAAGCUUGAUCAAGGAAACAAUGAAGGAUGAGAGCCCUGAAAAUUUGAAUUUCAUGAGCUAUAGAGAGUUGCUAGAGAUGCUGGUAGGCUUUUUGGAGUCUAAAAGGUACCUAAUUGUAUUGGAUGACGUGUGGGAUGCCAACCUGUGGGAAGAAAUUAAGUGUGCGUUUCCAGAUGGACAAUGUGGAAGUCGAAUAAUGCUCACAACUCGAAAAGAAGACAUAGCAUCAUAUUCUUUUGGGGUUGAAAGCCAUUUUCACAGUAUCCAGCCCUUGGAAAAGAAUUAUGCAUGGGAGCUUUUCAGCAAGAAAGCAUUCUCUACUUGUCAUAACAAAAUUUGUCCACCGGAGUUUGAGCCGUUAGCUUGGGAACUUGUAGAAAAGUGUGAAGGUCUUCCUCUGGCUAUAGUGGCUUUAGGUGGUGUUAUGUCUUCUAAGAAGUCGUUGGAUCAAUGGAGCGAAGUCUACAACAGCUUAAAUUGGCAUUUGAGUAACAAUCCAUUGCUAAAACCUGUUCGAAGCAUUUUGUUGCUUAGUUUUAAUGAUUUGCCAUACAGACUGAAGCAUUGUUUCCUCUAUUGUUCACUUUUCCCAGAAGACUAUGUGAUCAUCAAUAAAAAAGUCAUAAGAUUGUGGAUUGCCGAAGGAUUUGUCGAACAAGUCAAAGGGCUCACACUAGAAGAAGUUGCAGAGGGAUAUCUUAUGGAACUUGUUUCCCGUAGUAUGCUACAAGUCAGGUAUGCUAGUUGGAAUCCUGCAUGUAAGAUGCAUGAUCUUAUACGUGAGCUUGCUCUGUCAAUAGGAGAAAAAGAAAGAUUUUGUGCUGUAUAUGAUGGCAGAGAAGGAAUGGAAGAAACUAAAGCACGCCGUCUGUCAGUUCAAACAGUUGAAGGAGAACUUGAAUGUUGCAAAGGUCUGUCACAACUUCGUUCUUUCCUUGUGUUUGUCACUGAUGUACUUUCAUUCUCUUUCUCAAGAAAAUUGGCUUCUGAACUUCAACUUUUAAGGGUUUUAGAUUUGGAGAAUGCUCCAAUUGUUAAACUUCCAGAUGAACUAAUGUACUUAUUCAACUUGAAGUAUCUCAAUUUGAGAGGAACUCUAGUUAAGGAACUCCCAGAAGCCAUCAGAAAGCUUCGAAACCUUCAAACAUUGGACUUCAGAUACACAAAUGUAGAGGUACUUCCAAGAGGAAUUUCCAAGUUGAUCAACUUGCGCCAUCUACUGGGUUACCGUUCCUUGAGUGAUUCUAUGCUUUUCAAAAGACGUAUUGGGGUCAAAGCACCAUCAAAUAUUAGUACGCUGAAAAAGUUGCAGAAUCUUUCAUGUAUUGAAUCAGAAGGGAACUUCAUUACACUUCUAGGAGGCAUGACCCAACUUAUAACCCUUGGCAUUGCAAAUGUGAAGGAAAGAGAUGCAAGAGACCUAUGUGUUGCAAUUGAAGAGAUGAAAAUUCUUCGCAGCCUAGACUUAUGGGUAACACAGCAAGAGGGAUAUCUUCGAAUUGACACACUAUCUUCACCUCCUCCCCACCUUCGGCAUAUUUCUUUGGCAGGCAAACUGGAAAAGGUACCUGUUUGGUUUUAUUCACUCCACAACCUCACAUCCUUGCAUCUACAUUGGUCCAGACUCGAAGAAGAUUUGCUACCUCACAUUGAAGGACUACCCUGUCUGGAGAGUGUUACCCUUAUUAAUGCCUAUGUUGGAAAAGAGUUAAGCUUCACUAGAGGCUUUUUAAAGCUUACACGACUAAGCUUGAGAAAUUUUCCAUCAUUGGAAAAUAUUACUAUAGAAAAAGGGGUGAUGCCAAAUCUCCAGUUCUUAGAACUUCAAGGAUGCAUGGGACUAACGACAUUGCCACAAGGUUUUGAGUAUCUUACUAAACUAGAAGGGUACUUGUUUGACACUGUUCCAGAGCAACUUAAGGAGUCCAUACAAGGAGCUAUGGAUUAUAGUCAAAAGGCAGAACGUUUCAAGUCCAUGAACUUUUCUAGCUGAACUUGUAUUUAUUAUUCCAUUUCAAUUUAUUGUAUCUGUUGAUUAUACUUUUUGGGGUAAAUAAUCAAAGUUUGUUACUUUUCUU
This is a messenger RNA of Fragaria vesca subsp. vesca, 2788 nucleotides long. RefSeq names its product disease resistance protein RPM1-like (gene NBS5). Gene Ontology annotation, biological process: defense response to other organism. The transcript has a single exon. Gene Ontology annotation, molecular function: ADP binding. Lineage: Eukaryota; Viridiplantae; Streptophyta; Magnoliopsida; Rosales; Rosaceae. The record is from RefSeq and is a predicted model, not a curated record. Bases 1 to 2703 code for a protein of 900 amino acids.